This is a messenger RNA of Nematostella vectensis (starlet sea anemone), 1420 nucleotides long. Its product is annotated as ras-related protein Rab-24. The transcript is spliced from 8 exons. Gene Ontology annotation, molecular function: GTPase activity; GTP binding. The record is from RefSeq and is a predicted model, not a curated record. Lineage: Eukaryota; Metazoa; Cnidaria; Anthozoa; Actiniaria; Edwardsiidae. The coding region runs from base 176 to 799 and encodes 207 amino acids.
GGAAAUGUGUUAACCAAAAUACGAAUGAUCAAAGCUUCCACAAGUCGGACAAGUCCCCGGUUUCUCCGAAUCCCGACCUUGUGAUGCAAAUAGAAGGUUAACUCUUUCGUUGCAAUUGGCAGGGAGUUACGCCACGGAUGGAAAUGUCGUAACUUACGUUCAUUCAGCAGUCAUCAUGGGCUCCAAGGUAGAUGUCAAGGUUGUGUUACUUGGCAAAGAAUACAGCGGCAAGACGAGUUUGGUUGAACGGUACCUACAUCACAGAUUCAAUGAUAACUGCCCCUACCAAAACACAAUUGGAGCAGCCUUUGGGGCCAAUAAAGUGACUGUUGGAAACAAAUGUGUCACACUGGGGAUAUGGGAUACUGCAGGAUCAGAACGCUAUGAGGUUAUGAGCAGAAUUUACUACCGGGGUGCAAAGGGUGCUGUAGUGUGCUAUGACCUGACAGAUAGAACCAGCUUUGACAGGGCAAAAUUUUGGGUUAAUGAGCUGAAGACAUAUGAAUCAAAUUGCAAAAUUUACUUAUGUGGGACAAAGUGUGAUAUUGUCCAACAUGACAAGAAAUUGAGAAAGGUUGAUUACCACAUGACUACAGACUAUGCUGAUGAAAUAGGAGGCAAGGUCUUUGAGACCUCAAGUAAAACAGGACACAAUGUUGAUGAGGUAUUUUAUGAAAUUGCUCAAGACUACACAAAAGAGGAGGACUUUGCAAAGAAUGCAGGUACAGCGUUUCAGAAGAGGACCACAUCUUACAGCUUCAAGACAGUCCACAGAAGCAUUCCCAGUGCUGUGGUUUGAGGUGAAAAGAGUCAGACACCAAGUGGAGAAAGUAUGAAGUUUUUUGGGGGGUAAUAAAAAAAACACAAUUUAUUAUGUGAUGCAGUACAGCUAGAUGUUGUAGCAUAGGAUGGUGAUAAGCUGAGGUUCCACUCUCAGAGACAGGCACCACAGAGGGGGAGGUUCUCGGGGUGUACUGCCCACCACUUUAUCGCUAAAAAGGAAAAAAAAUUAUAAUAAUUAAAAAAAGAUUAAAAAAAAGGUUUUUCCAUAUCUUUUUCAGUUGUCAACAUUCUCUGCUGUCCCUGGGAGAAGGGAUACAAUUUUUUCUUGUGUCAGUAUGAUAUUGGUGAAGAAAGGGUUUUCAUAUGGAGAAAUAGCUUUGGCUUAAUUUUGCUUUAUUGUUUUUCUACUGGCAGUAGAGCAAUAUAUACACAGGGUCAUACUUUUAAUUAUUCAGGUGUCAAUUCAUGAAGGAAUAAAUGUAAUGUAAUUGAUUUAUUUUCUUAAAUUAGAUUCUGUGAGUUGUGGUUUAAAAAAAAAUAGCAUUAAUAAUGUAGCACUGAAGCAUUUACAUGUACAAGUCCUUGCUCUACUAUGAGAUUCUUUUACAAAAUUAAAAAAUAUAUUAUUUGUCUGGUA